AUGACGCUAAGGAACUUGGCUAACGAGUUUCUCACCUUUGUAACGGCAAGCCCUUCGCCGUUCCACGCUACGGAAGAAGCACGGAAGAAACUUGUUCAGGCUGGCUACUCUGAGGUCUUUGAAAAGUCAAGCUGGGACGGUGCAUUGAAGCCCGGCGGAAAAUACUUCUUCACAAGAAAUCAUUCAUCAAUUCUUGCGUUUGCUAUUGGCGGCCAAUACAAACGAGGAAACGGUUUCUCGAUUGUCGGAGCACAUACCGAUUCCCCUUGCCUGAAAGUGAAGCCACGCUCUGCUAAAUCUAGAGGUGUAUACACUCAGGUUGGAGUCGAAGUCUAUGGAGGCGGUUUAUGGCAUACCUGGUUUGAUCGCGACUUGGGUGUAGCUGGUCGUGUCUUGGUCCAUGAGAAGGAUGGCACCAUUCAGCAUCGUCUUGUUCGUGUUAGCAGACCCAUCUUGAAAAUCCCAACCUUGGCAAUCCAUCUCGAUCGAGCAGUAAACACUGACGGCUUCAAAUUCAACACGGAAACGCAGUUGCUACCAGUUCUAGGCAUUGCAGCUGCCAAAUUGAACGAACCAGCAUCAUCUACUCCUCCUGCUGGCGAUGAGAAACAUUCGUCAGUGUUUUUAUCCUUGCUAGCUUCAGAAUUGAAGUGUGACAUCUCUCAAAUUGGCGAUUUUGAGAUUUGCUUGUAUGAUACCAACCCAGCUUGCACAUGGGGUGCUAAUAACGAGUUCAUAUCUUCGUCUCGUUUGGAUAAUUUGAAUAUGUCGUUUUGUGCUUUGACGGCUUUGAUCAACAGCACCACCAACUCAUCGUUGAGUGAUGAACCACUGAUACGAGUAGUUGCUCUUUUUGACAAUGAAGAGAUUGGAUCUGUUUCGGCAUAUGGAGCUGACUCGGACAUGAUGUUGGCUGCGUUGGAGAGACUCUCCAAGGUUGAAAUUACUGAUUCUGCGGACCGUUCAACUUCUGCAUUCGAGCAAGCCAUGCAGAAAUCUAUGCUCAUUAGUGCUGACAUGGGUCAUGCUUCCCAUCCAAACUAUUGGGACAAGCAUGAAGACAACCACCGACCCAAAAUCAACUCUGGAGUCGUACUCAAAAUGAAUGCUAAUCUCCGAUAUGCUACUACUGCUAUUACCACCACUAUCUUGCGAGAAGUUGCCAAAGUCAAAGGCACUUCAUUGCAAGAGUUUGUGGUGAGGAAUGAUUCGCCAUGUGGAAGUACUAUUGGACCAAUGCUUUCAGCUAAGCUCGGGUUGCGAACUGUGGACGUUGGCAACCCUCAAUGGGGAAUGCACUCGAUCAGAGAAACUGCAGGAGUUGAAGAUAUCGCUUCCGCAGUGGACUUGUUUCAGUCAUUCUUUGAGAACUUUUCAAAGAUUGACGCAAACGUCCAAGUAUACCACAACUUGUAG
This is a messenger RNA of Synchytrium microbalum, 1416 nucleotides long. RefSeq lists its product as uncharacterized. The record is from RefSeq and is a predicted model, not a curated record. The coding region runs from base 1 to 1416 and encodes 471 amino acids. Gene Ontology annotation, biological process: proteolysis. The transcript has 9 exons. Gene Ontology annotation, cellular component: fungal-type vacuole. Lineage: Eukaryota; Fungi; Chytridiomycota; Chytridiomycetes; Synchytriales; Synchytriaceae. Gene Ontology annotation, molecular function: aminopeptidase activity; zinc ion binding.